Molecule: messenger RNA, 985 nt
Organism: Manihot esculenta (cassava)
Lineage: Eukaryota; Viridiplantae; Streptophyta; Magnoliopsida; Malpighiales; Euphorbiaceae
Exons: 1
Coding region: 147-767 (206 amino acids)
Source: RefSeq, a predicted model, not a curated record
GUUUGCCAAAUUAACCAGCCAAAACCGGCUUUAGAAAGAAAAAAAAAAAAAAAAACAAAACAAAAAGCUUCUCCCUUUGGCUCUCUCUCCCUCUGCACUCUUUCUCUCUCUACUGCAACCGCAAAACCAAAAAAAAAAAAUUGAAAAUGGCGGCAACGGAUUCCAGAAGGUCUUCAAGCGGACCGGUCAUCCGAUCCCUUUCUCCGUCCGGCAGAUUCCACCUUCCUCGCUCUCCUUGUUCAAAUGCUUUCGCUUCUUCCACCUCCAGCUUCGCCUCUCGCUCUUCCACUUUAUUUUCUAGCCACCACCAAAACCACAGAUCUGCAUCCCCCACUCGUGUUAACUUGUACGGGAGCACUCCGUCAGUCCCCUCUGUACGUUUCUCCCUUGACCGUCCGGUCUCCCCCAACCGCGCUAUAUCCACUAUCAAUCCUUCUCGCGGCCAACAAGUGGUCAGGAAGCCUAGCACUCCAAAGAGGACUUGUAUGUGCUCGCCUACGAAUCACCCUGGGUCUUUCCGCUGCAGCCUUCACAAGAACGUCAACAAUUCGCACUCCGCUGUCAAUUGCUCGCCUAAUACUCGCUUAAACGCACGCAGAUCCGCGAUGACGAACUCCUUGGUGAGAAUUUGUGGAGUGGAGGGUGACUUGGUGAAGAGAGCUUUGUCGGCCCUUAUUAGGCCGUCUUCACACCAGCAGCGGCGGCGCGCAGCUUUCCAGCAUCGACCAAGCCGACUCUCCGUCAUGUCCAAAGCCAAAGAUGUGUGAUAAAUUGGGGAUUUUAACUCAAGCCUUCUUGCGUGAUUAGUUGUCUGAAUUUCCCGGCGACUGUGAGGCUCAGUCCAGGCGCGUGGCAGCGCAUGAGAAUCGCGACUAGCGUGUUUCAUUGGAUCCGAUAGCGGGAGCUUGCUGUCUAUAUAUUUUUGAGUGUACAUAGCUACAACGAUAUAUGAAAGACUUGCGGCCAUGAACGGCCGAUUUCAGGA